UCCAGUGGCAGGUGGCCCCUUUGGCAUUCCCAGGGCAGCCUCUGCUCCGCCCCAGGCGCGACUGGCUGUUUCUCCGCUGUGUCCUCAGUGUGGUGAAGGGAAAAGACCAGCCAUGCAGCCAGCUCAGGGCCGGGUGUCCUUCGAAGAGGUGGCUGUGCAUUUCUCCAAAGGGGAGUGGAGCCUGCUGAGCCCAGCGCAGAGAGCCCUGUACAAGGAAGUCAUGCUGGAGAAUUUUGGGAACGUGGCCUCUCUGGGGCCUGAGGUUGCCAAGCCUGACCUCAUUUCCAGGCUGGAAGGAGAAGAAGAUCCGUUUCUCCGGAUCUCUGAUGCAGAAGAGGGAUUGGCAGGAGGCAUGUGGAGGUCAGCGAAUGAAACAUCUGAGUGUCCAGGGAUGGAUAAAGGGGAUAAAUAUUCAGAUGCAAAAGGGGAAGUUGAAAAUUCUGAUUCCCUGAGGAAGGAGGAGAGAAAACGUCUGUCUAAAGGAAGGAGUGAUUCUGAUCUUUUACAAGGUGAAUACGCUCACGAAAUCCAGGUACUUGAAAAAAUGUACAUAGAAGGCAAUAGAAAUGAGGGCACAGCAAUGUGGAAAAAGCUUCAGUCGGAGUGGAAACCUUAA
Molecule: messenger RNA, 616 nt
Organism: Eublepharis macularius
Lineage: Eukaryota; Metazoa; Chordata; Lepidosauria; Squamata; Eublepharidae
Product: zinc finger protein 557-like
Exons: 6
Coding region: 113-616 (167 amino acids)
Biological process (GO): regulation of DNA-templated transcription
Source: RefSeq, a predicted model, not a curated record